Messenger RNA from Lactuca saligna, 2242 nucleotides. The record is from the annotation of a GenBank genome assembly. NCBI's taxonomy places the organism in Eukaryota, Viridiplantae, Streptophyta, Magnoliopsida, Asterales, Asteraceae.
AUCGGAACCAAGGUUACUAUACCGAUUCCUGUCUGGUUAUAGACUUUAUCCCUACUUUAUAGUGUAUAUAAUAUAUACUAUUGUUUCACAAAGUAUAAACCAAAUUUUGGCCAUGAGCUAAACAUGAUUACCCGUCAUUACGUCAAGUAUGCUGUCCAUGGUCCGGGUCUCCGGGAUUCGGAAAUUAUUGUGUGUAUUAUUUUUAUUUUUCAUUUUUUCUGAAAAAUAAAUGUUAUCUGCUUGAUAGGAGGAAAGUCGUUUGUCUAUCUGUUGGGAAAUCAGCAGAAUCACUUGUAUCCGUGUAAACCCUAAUUUUGGCGCUUCAAAACCCUAUCAACCAUAGUCGAGAGAUAAAUCAAGAUGGAAGAAGACGGUAUAGGUAUGGUACUUGCUCGAGCUUCGGAGCUGCGGUCCAAGAUCACCAACUGCAUUCACAAUGCAUCAUCUAUUGAUGCCACAACACUAGAGGGAGGAACAGAGUAUAAAGAAGAAGCAGAUGAUGAAGAAGAAGAAGCCGAGAGCCUUUUGAACAUUCGCGAUUCCCUCGAAGUCCUUGAGGCUCAACUUUCUUCUUUGCAGUCAUUACAACAGCAGCAAUGGUAUGAAAAGGAAACAUCUCUCACUGAGAUCGAUUACAGUCGCAAAAAGCUGCUACAGAAGCUAAAAGCAUACAAAGGGGAGGACUUAGAUGUCAUACGUGAAGCCACUGCUUUUGCUAGCUCAACAGUAGAGAAAGAAAACAACGAUCUUCUUCUUCCUCCAUACCCAACUCGCCCUUCUCCCUCUCUUGAUCCUGACAACGGUUACCUAUCACACUUCUCUUUAACACCCAAAAUACACACAAAUGGCCCUCCAAAUGGUCAACCAAAGGGAAGUUUCCAUCAUUCAGAACCCAAAACCUCGUUACAGGGGUUGAGACAAAUUAUGGUUGCAGCUGCAAAAAGGGUAUUUCCAAUUGUUGGUUUUAUAGCUGCUCUGCAUUUAUCUGGUUUUGAAUUCGGUAGAAGAGGGAGUCUACCCAAGGUGGUUUUGGGCAUGUCUCAAGAACAAAGGAAUCAAGAAAAAGGAGAAAUGAUGGUUGAAUGUCCACCCGGGAAGGUUUUGGUUGUUGAAAAUGGUGAAAGUCGAUGCCUUGUGAAAGAAAGAGUGGAAAUUCCUUUCAAAUCUGUUGUCACAUUACCUGAUGUAAAUUAUGGGUGUGGUUAAGUGAUUCUUUUUUCAUUCCAUUGUUUGUAUAUCCAGUUUCUUAUGGAAACCAUGUUAGUAAAUCUGCUUUUAGGAUCAAGAGUGCUGAGUUCUUUCUUCUCUUCCCAAGAUAACCUUCUUUAUACAUACAUAUAUCCUACCCUUUUGUACAAAUUUAUGUCACAUUAACUAAAAACCUUAAAAACACAAACUAGUUUAUACACUAAUCUGACAUUAAAGCACCAACAACACCAGCGAUUAAAGUAGUCGGAUCACCAAGAACAGCUGAUAUCACAAAUUGCAAAGCUAAACCAGCUAUCUUACAACAUUUCUUCAUUCUCCCUUUAGUUUUCUUAUGAUAAUUCUUCAUAAGUGUCCCCUUCAAACUAGGAAUUUUUAUCUCCACAUUCCAAUUUUCCCCAUACAUAUAAACCUCACCAUAACAUAUGUCAUGCCAACUCUCCAUCAACAUCUCCUUUGCACACGCCACAUGCAAGUUAUACUUCUUGCAUACCGACCUAUAGCUCCAGCUCCGCCCUCUGCCGCCACACCGGUGGCAGGAUGACCUCACUUUCCGGCACAAGUAGAGCUUAACCUCACCAUCAUCCAAGAUUGUUGGAAGCUUUGCACAACAUGGAUGUAGGUCAAAUCCGCACGCGUGGCAGUGGUAGACAAACCCUAAGAUGUCUUUUUCACAGGCGUUACAGUAGCGGGGUAGUGAGCCUGGUGGGGUGGGGAGGAAUUGGAAUGUGCAUUUGGUGUAAAAAGGGUGGGAGAUUGAAGGGGAAGGGAGAGCACAAUGGAUGUGUAAGUUGUGGUUACAUGUGGUGCAUGUAUAGUUGGAUCCUAUUCCAGCUUCUUUGCAACCAUUGCAUUUGAAGGGGAUUUGGGUGUAAUUGUGGUUGAGGUUGUGUUCAUGGUGGUUGAAAUUGGAAAUGUAAAUUUGAUUGUAUUUCAUGGUGGAUGGGUGGAAAGGAAAUACAGAUUUAGAAUGUUGGAUGAUUUCUUUAUAGAUGUGAAAUCUUGGAUUUGUAUGUGUUCCUUUAAAGGCUUAACA